This is a messenger RNA of Dovyalis caffra, 693 nucleotides long. Lineage: Eukaryota; Viridiplantae; Streptophyta; Magnoliopsida; Malpighiales; Salicaceae. The record is from the annotation of a GenBank genome assembly.
AUGGCUACAGUGAGUGUCUCUGGUUCAAAACCUCUCCCAGAAACUCAGCCAGCUGCCAAUAACCCAGGUUCUGAAAUUGCCUCCAAACCUCAAGUCAUUUAUCGCUGUAAAAGAUGUAGAAGAAUUGUUGCAUCAGAGGAGAAUAUAAUCUCCCAUGAGCAGGGAAAGGGAGAACAAUGCUUUAAAUGGAACAAGAAAAGUGUCGACUCCUGCAAAAAUGAAGAGCCACCUGAAUGCUCUUCUAUAUUUGUAGAGCCCAUGAAGUGGAUGCAAACAGUGCAAGAAGGUUAUGUAGGGGAGAAACUUCAGUGCAUGGGCUGCAAAGCGCGCUUGGGUUCAUUCAAUUGGGCAGGCAUGCAAUGCAACUGUGGAACUUGGAUCAAUCCUGCGUUUCUGCUUCACAAAAGCAAAUUAGAUGAAUGCCAUGUACAAGCUUGGAUGUCUCAGAAUAUCCAAUUGACCCUUGCCAUUAUCAUAAUGGUUGCCCCUUAUAGAAAUGUACUAGAACAGGUGGUUAUAAGUCUUAAAUCUAUUUUGAAGUUUAUUCAUGACUCGAUCUCAAUUCCCUCAUCCACUUAUCAAUACAGCAUACCAAGGGCACUGAGGUUAGAGUCCAACCUGAUUAAACCAUGGCCAGGUUGCUGGGAUUCCAGAGCAAAAGUGACAGGGAUUGACCAGAAAGAUGUAAGGUGA